This is a messenger RNA of Suillus discolor, 1338 nucleotides long. RefSeq lists its product as uncharacterized. The transcript is spliced from 6 exons. Bases 1 to 1338 code for a protein of 445 amino acids. The record is from RefSeq and is a predicted model, not a curated record. Lineage: Eukaryota; Fungi; Basidiomycota; Agaricomycetes; Boletales; Suillaceae.
AUGGAGCAAGCUACUUUACUGCGUGAAAAGUUCGGUUGUCACUCAGUCGACUAUUACUUCAAAGAAAUCAUGCAAUGUUCAAGGCUACACAAGGGCACACGUAAGGCCAACAAAUGGAAUGCUUUUGUUAAAAAAGAAGUCGAACAUCAUAAUGCAGCAUUAUCAGCCAGUGAGAAACAUCACAAGGCAUGUGAGCUCAUGUCCAAAAUUUGUGCACGUUGGCAGGAGAUGGACGAAGAUCAAUGCACCAUUGAAACUCAAGAUGUCAUCGAGACCCUUACUGAAUGUCGUGAAAUGAAGGAAUUAGCCACUCACAACACCAUGAUUCACACAUUUAAUGAUGCUCAGAGGACUCUCGAGAAGAUAGAUCAAGAGUUGAUGGCUUUACAUAGUCAUACUGGUGUUGAAUUCAUCUUACUUAGUGUACAAGGAGAUACAGAACAUUGGAAUCAGCCUCACGUUUUCCACAUGGCUCGUGCAGCUGAGUUCUUCGACUGUUGCUUCAAGACUUCAAUUGGAACGCUUGCAUUUCACUUCGAAGGCUAUUGUAUUGCAGGUGUACAAGGCCUUGCAAAGACUCACCUGGAUGAGGUCCUUGAGUUGAAGAAGAAGCUAAGUGAAUUGAUUUUACAAAAGCUUCAGGCUGCAGCAGCACCUGCACAGGCACAGCACAUGUAUUACACUAACUUUGAUACCAACAUUACAGUGAAGUACUGCAUGGUACUUGAGAAGUGGCCGCUAUCGAAGUUCUGCUGCCCUGGUGACAUAAGUUCAUGCAAUGAACUUCGUGUCUUGUACUAUGCCUGGAACACUAACACUACGUGCUUUCAGCAGCUUUCAGAUGUUGAGUUCGAGGAUUGGGAAAAUGGAAGGGAUGUUGAUGAAGACAAUACUUCUACUCCUCCUGUGCCAUCACCUUCCCCCCCUUUCAUGGAGACACCUACAUCAACAGCAGAUAUUCAGUCUCAGCCACUUUCAGCAAUACAGAGCAGAAAGCGGCCUGGGGAGGAGCUCAAUGGUGUGUUCUCUGUCUCAGGAGAGGCCAUGCCGGUCCAGAAGAGGGCGUGGAAAGAGUGCUCGGAUAAGGGCAAGAAGUGUGGCCCUAGGAAAGGCAAAUCUGUGUCUGCAUCUAUCCCCUCCUCAGAUUCUUCUGCCACCUCUUCUUCAGACCCAAGUUCAUCUAUGUCUAUGUCUGCGUCUCCCCCCUCCUCAGAUCCUUCUGUCACCUCUUCUUCAGACCUAACUUCAUCUGUGUCUGUGUCUGCCCCCUCCUCAGAUCCUUCUGUCACCUCUUCAUUGGGCCCAAGUUCUAUCCCCACAGCUGGAGUGUCUGCUUAG